GAGCCAGAUGUACAAUCAGUUGGGGGAAGAGCGGUCCAGGAGGAGCACCGGUAGGGUGGGCAAGAGCCCGUGGGACGUAAGAGUUUGCUGCGUGAUUGGGAGUUAUCAGGGGUGGACAGAGAUAAGUGAACGUGGUCUGCACUGUCAUGUCAUGCCUUAAGGACAAGAUAAGCUGUCUGGCCCCUGGCUGGCCUCCUGGUGAGUUCAAGGCCCUAAUCCAGUAGCACAGCAGAACUCACACCACCCUGAGCCUGGAAAGAUGGUGUCACAGUCUACAGGCCGGCAGGAUUCUCCGGUGGACUUGUGGGAAAGGGACGGCAAUGACCCUGGCAACAUUGAUGGUUCUCCCAGCCUCCUGGACACUGACCAGUCCCCUUGCCACUCAGACGUCAGGUUCAUGAGGCACAAAGCUUCCUGGAUUAACCCCCAGUGUGAGCAGCAACAGCUGCAGGAUUUGCCCCCUCGGGUGCCGACAAGGGGGCACAGUGGGAGCCACUUUGGAGGGGACACUGCCUCUCCCCUCGGCCCCUCACCAUUGUCUCUUGGGGACUCCACGGUGGAGACAUCACUGUCAAAAGAUCCUGUAGACUCUGCCCAGCGCUCAGGUGACAAAAGCAGCGACCUCUCUUUUACCUCCACAGAAGAGCAGGCGGUGGUUUUAGGACACUCUCCUCAGAUGUUUCUGUUCACAAGCUCCUCUCCUGGUCCUGAAGCUGACCAUGCUUUGCUGCAGCCUUCCCAGCUGACAGCUUCUACCGAUGAAGGUGCUGUUCAAGUCAGUGGAAGAACUACUUUUUCGAAUUCCUUCUCUCCAGAGGUAUUUCUCCUCCCAGUCGAUGUCGAAAAGGAAAACGCCCACUUCUAUGUUGCAGAUAUGAUUAUAGCAGCAAUGGAGAGAGUUAAGUGCACCAUCCUGAGUCAACAGCACACAGAGCACUGGGGUGUGGAAGAAGCCAGUGGGGCGCUUGGGAAUGACCACGCUGACUCUGAAGUCACCUUUUAUACCAACAUAAAGCAAGAAUCUGGGUCUUCCAAUUCUUCUGACAGCGGCUAUGAGGGUUGUGCUAUGCUACAGGGCAGCCCCGUGGCUGGGACACCCUCUUACUGUGAUGUGCUGAAAGAAGACUGUAAAUGUGAUUUCGAUGACUUUGUUAUCGUAGAACUUGGUGAGUUUAGCAAUAUCACAGAAACCUGUGGAUGUUCCUGCAGCUCCUCUAAGAGUAUCAUUUAUGAGCCAGACUUCAGUUCUGCUGAGCUAAUAGCCAAAGAGUUGUACCGAGUAUUCCAGAAGCGCUGGAUGUUGUCAGAUGUUAAUCAUCAACUGGCAGAUUCUCUAAAUGCUGCUGGCUCAAUAGUAGUGAAUGAAGAGCGGGUCCGGAAAGACUUUGAAUCCAGUGUGGAUGUUGUUCAGGAAAUUACCCUUAAGUCGAGGAUCAGAGGGGCUGAAGACUGGGAGCCCCCCAGAUUUCAAAUCAUAUUUAAUGUUCAUCCACCACUCAAGAGGGAACUCGUGGUAGCAGCCCAGAAUUUUUUGUGUGCUGGUUGUGGAACUCCAAUAGAACCUAAGUUUGUGAAGCGCCUGCGGUACUGCACUUACCUGGGGAAGUAUUUCUGUGAUUGCUGCCACACGUAUGAGGAGACCUACAUCCCUGCCCGGAUCCUGACCACGUGGGACUUCAGGAAAUACUACGUCAGCCAUUUCUCCAGACGGCUGCUGGACGGCCUGUGGCACCAGCCCGUUUUCAAUUUGCUGAGCGUUGGCCCCGGCCUGUACGCCAAGGCCAAGGAACUGGACAGAGCGAGGGAAACCCGGGAGCAGCUUUUUCAUAUCAAGAAGCUGUUGAAGACCUGCAGGUUUGCUGAAAGCGAGCUAAAGGAGUUUGAGCAGGUGCCGAGGCAUUUGACUGAUGAGCUCCACCUGUUCUCCCUGGAGGAUCUGGUCAGGGUCAAGAAAAGGCUGCUGGCACCCUUGCUCAAGGACAUUCUAAAAGCUUCCCUUGCACAUGUGGCCAGCUGUGAGCUGUGUCAAGGAAAGGGCUUCAUUUGUGAAUUUUGCCAGAGUACAGCCGUCAUCUUCCCCUUUCAGACCGAAACAUGUAGAAGAUGUGCAGGGUGCAGAGCUUGCUUCCACAAGCAGUGCUUCCAGGCCUCUGAGUGCCCCCGGUGUGCGCGGAUCACAGCUAGGAGAAGACUUUUGCAGAGUUUACCUUCUGCAGCAACAUGAUGCCCUGAGUGUCGUGGAAAAGACUGUUCAACAUGCCUUAUAACACCGAUUCGUGUCUAUUAUUCAACAUAUUGUUUCAGAUGUUGAGCAUUGUAUGUUAAGAAAAAAUGGCCAAUAUUGUUUUUUAUUAUAUAUAUUUAAUGUUUUAAAAAGAAUGCACGUUUUUUUGUUAUUAAGCAUGGGUUUGUUACUGGUGGUUUUGUUUACAAAUGUUCAGUGUUUUUGCUGCUACUGUAUUUUUUUAAAGAGCUUUUCUUUGUUACUUCUUAAAUCGUAUUUGAGUGGCUGUGUGUAGCUAAUAUUGGAGCCUAUUUUUGUAUGAAUUGUAACUGACAAGACAAAUUACCCUGUUCCUCUUUCUAUAAAGCUUGUUUUGUGAAAUGGAUUGGUACUUUCAAUGAACAAAAAUGCAACCAGCGAUCCGUUUACUCCCGGUU
Molecule: messenger RNA, 2661 nt
Organism: Odobenus rosmarus divergens (Pacific walrus)
Lineage: Eukaryota; Metazoa; Chordata; Mammalia; Carnivora; Odobenidae
Gene: RUBCNL
Product: KIAA0226-like ortholog
Exons: 14
Coding region: 260-2224 (654 amino acids)
Biological process (GO): autophagosome-endosome fusion; autophagosome-lysosome fusion; autophagosome maturation
Cellular component (GO): autophagosome membrane; intracellular membrane-bounded organelle
Molecular function (GO): phosphatidylinositol phosphate binding
Source: RefSeq, a predicted model, not a curated record